AUGGCAUACACAUACACUACUCCACGGCUCUUGGUAGUGGCUGAGCUUCUAAUACUAGUCUCUAUAACCGAAAGCAAAGUUCCAGCCAUCAUAGUUUUUGGGGACUCAACCGUGGAUGCAGGAAACAACAACGUGGUUCCAACUCUUCUCAAGAGCAAUUUCAGGCCUUAUGGACGUGAUUUUGCUGGUGGUCGCCCCACAAGACGGUUCUCUAAUGGUCGCAUUCCUCCAGACUUCAUUUCUGAGGCUUUUGGGCUCAAACCAACAGUACCCGCUUACUUAGAUCCUGCGUAUAAUAUAUCAGAUUUUGCCACUGGAGUUUGCUUUGCUUCUGCUGGGACAGGCUAUGACAAUGCAACUUCUGAUGUAUUAAAAGUGAUACCAAUGUGGAAGGAAUUGGAGUACUACAAGGCGUACAAAAACAAGUUGAGAGCCUAUGUUGGUAAAGACAAGGCAAAUGAGAUUUUGAGUGAGGCCUUAUAUUUGAUGAGCCUAGGAACAAACGACUUCCUAGAGAACUAUUACUUAUCCCCUAAACGGCAAUCUCAAUUCAUAGUCCAACAGUAUGAAGAUUUUCUCAGAGAAUUGUAUAGUCUUGGAGUUCGAAAAAUAUCACUCACUGGACUUCCACCAAUGGGGUGUUUGCCACUGGAGAGAACCAUAAAUAUUUUGGGUCAAAAUGAAUGCGUGGAGAAAUUUAACAAUGUGGUGUUGGAAUUUAAUGGGAAGUUAGAUGGUUUGGUGAAAAGGCUGAAUAAGGAGCUUCCAGGGCUCAGAUUACUAUCUAUAGAUGUAUACAAGAUUCUCAAUCAAAUCAUCAAGAAACCUUCUUUAUAUGGUAAGUUCGUUGUAGGAAAGGGAUGCUGUGCUACAGGCAAAUUCGAAUUGAGUUACCUUUGCAAUAAGCUCAGUCCGUUUACUUGUUCGGAUGCGAAUAAGUAUGUCUUUUGGGAUGCCUUCCACCCUACAGAGAAAACAAAUCACAUAAUUGUUAAUAGUUUUCUUGAUAAGCUUCUAGCAUAUUUUUGUUGA
This is a messenger RNA of Quercus lobata, 1032 nucleotides long. RefSeq names its product GDSL esterase/lipase At2g04570-like. The record is from RefSeq and is a predicted model, not a curated record. The coding region runs from base 1 to 1032 and encodes 343 amino acids. NCBI's taxonomy places the organism in Eukaryota, Viridiplantae, Streptophyta, Magnoliopsida, Fagales, Fagaceae. The transcript is spliced from 3 exons. Gene Ontology annotation, molecular function: hydrolase activity, acting on ester bonds.